GUGCUGGCAGAGCGCAGUGCGCCCGGGGAGAGCGGACAGAGCGCACCGCACAGCGCACCAUGGCGGACCCCACAUCCAGCGAGCCCGACGAGAACACCACCCGCUUCGCCAGGAAAGGCGCCCUGAGACAGAAGAAUGUGCAUGAGGUGAAGGACCACAAGUUCACCGCGCGCUUCUUCAAGCAGCCCACCUUCUGCAGCCACUGCACCGACUUCAUCUGGGGAUUUGGCAAGCAGGGCUUCCAGUGUCAAGUUUGCUGUUUCGUCGUUCACAAGCGCUGCCAUGAAUUUGUCACGUUUUCCUGUCCCGGUGCAGACAAGGGACCAGCUUCUGAUGAUCCCAGAAGCAAACACAAGUUUAAAAUCCAUACCUAUUCCAGUCCGACGUUCUGUGACCACUGCGGUUCUUUGUUAUAUGGCCUCCUUCACCAAGGAAUGAAAUGUGAAACUUGCAUGAUGAAUGUGCAUAAGCGCUGUGUGAUGAACGUGCCAAGUCUCUGCGGGACGGACCACACAGAGAGGAGAGGCCGAAUACACAUCAAAGCAGAGAUCAGCCAGGAUGUACUAACGGUGGUGGUUGGGGAUGGCAGAAAUUUAGUUCCUAUGGACCCUAAUGGGCUCUCUGACCCAUACGUGAAACUUAAACUGAUUCCGGAUCCGAAGAGUGAGAGUAAACAGAAAACAAAAACCGUAAAAUGCUCCCUCAAUCCAUCGUUUAACGAGACCUUUAAAUUCCAACUGAAAGAUUCUGAUAAGGACCGCCGGUUGUCGGUGGAAAUUUGGGACUGGGAUUUGACGAGCAGGAAUGAUUUUAUGGGGUCUUUAUCAUUUGGAAUUUCUGAACUACUGAAAGCUAGUGUGGAUGGAUGGUUCAAGUUGCUGAGCCAGGAGGAAGGAGAGUAUUUCAAUGUACCUGUGCCCCCCGAAGGCGAAGAAGGCAAUGAAGAACUACGGCAAAAGUUUGAGAGAGCUAAAAUCGGCCCUUCCUCCAAAGCCACAGAAGACAAGGCGGCACAUCCGGUACCCAAAUUUGACAGCAAUGGCAACAGAGAUCGCGUGAAAGGAUCAGACUUCAACUUCCUAAAAGUGCUGGGCAAAGGGAGCUUUGGGAAGGUAAUAUUGGCGGAGAGAAAAGGAACGGACGAACUCUAUGCAAUAAAAAUUCUGAAGAAAGACGUAGUCAUACAGGACGAUGACGUUGAAUGCACCAUGGUGGAGAAACGAGUUCUUGCCUUGGCUGGAAAACCUCCCUUCCUAACUCAACUACACUCCUGCUUCCAGACCAUGGAUCGCCUAUACUUCGUGAUGGAAUUUGUCAACGGAGGGGACCUUAUGUAUCAGAUCCAGCAAGUUGGCCGGUUUAAAGAACCUCAUGCAGUAUUCUAUGCAGCAGAAAUUGCCAUCGGCCUCCUGUUCCUGCACAGCAAAGGCAUCGUCUACCGGGACUUGAAGCUGGAUAAUGUUAUGUUGGAUUCUGAAGGUCAUAUCAAGAUCGCCGACUUUGGCAUGUGCAAAGAGAACAUGUGGGACGGUGUAACGACAAAGACCUUCUGUGGCACGCCAGACUACAUUGCACCAGAGAUCAUUGCCUACCAGCCCUACGGGAAGUCUGUAGAUUGGUGGGCGUUUGGCAUCCUGCUCUACGAGAUGUUAGCUGGACAGGCCCCGUUCGAAGGAGAGGAUGAAGAUGAAUUGUUUCAGUCCAUAAUGGAGCAUAAUGUAUCUUACCCCAAGUCUAUGUCUAAAGAAGCAGUUGCUAUUUGCAAAGGGCUAAUGACUAAGCACCCUGGAAAGCGUCUAGGCUGUGGACCCGAAGGGGAGAGAGAUAUUAAGGACCACGCAUUCUUCCGUUACAUAGAUUGGGAGAAGCUGGAGGCAAAAGAGAUCCAACCACCAUAUAAACCAAAAGCGUGCGGCCGAAACGCUGAGAACUUCGACCGAUUUUUCACCCGCCAUCCUCCAGUGUUAACACCACCCGACCAGGAGGUCAUCCGGAACCUUGACCAGUCUGAAUUUGAAGGCUUUUCAUUUGUUAACUCUCAGUUUUGAUAAGAGGAAAUAAAGAACUGAGGACGAUUCUCUCAGGAGACCACAGCUCGUCCAGGCUGCAUGUGCGCCCAUAAAGCUCACCCUCUCUGCGUGUGCAUGACUCCAUCUUUGCUGAGAGUGUCUGCGCGGUGCUCGCACACUGCGUGCUGAUCCCUCCAGUCCCUUUAUAUAACCAUUAGCAAGCAAAGCAGCGUGUUUUCAAUCCAUUAAAUAAACAUGCAGGCACAUUAGUUAGGUAGAGCAUGGGGAAUUGCUGCAAACAGCGCGUGCAGGCCUUCCCUACAGUCCCUAAGACUAGAUUUUACUGGGGAAGUAUAUUAUCCUUAUAUGUACCAAGUCCAAACCUGUCUAGCAUCCAUCCACCCACCCACCCCACUUACUGUGAAACCCAGAUUCUUUAGGGCCUGCUUGUGCAGUAAAUUGUUUGCAGAAUACCCUCUAUAGAUCAAGUAAAUACACAGAACACCCCUCCUCCAUUGCUAGCACACUGUAGAGGUCUAUACGUUAACCAGUUCAGCACAGGAUAGUGCAACACAGAUUGCCUGUGCGUUGUGUUGUCUAGACCUAGAGUAUUGGGGGCGUGGGGAGGGGGUGAGCCUGCCCACCCACCCAUCUGACAUGUAAGUUGUUAUCCCCCCACUAUGUCCAUGCCACAGUGUUGCUCCAUUUUGUAGCAACCCAAGCCACAGGUGCGUACAGUCCCAAUGGGCCCCGGACUGCCAAAUCGCUUGAUAUCACAAGCCUAAAGUACUGCUCAGACUGUGUAAUAUGGUUCCAGAGCAGUGCGCUCUCUACAUUUUAUUUCCGAAGGGGCCAAAAUGUAUCGAUGACAAAACUCAGCAGAUGUUCCCGUGUGCGAGACCCCCAUCACAAACCUCAUUUCCGCAUGAGUGAAGGAGAUAAUGCACAAACACUCUGAAUGCCUGGGGCUUCCACUACAAAUUGGCCAUUCGGCAUGCAGCUUUAGCCAAGCAUUAACUCAUUAUCCUCUGCAUAUUCCUGUCCUACAGCGGGGGCUUGUGUUAGCUGCCUGCUGUGGGUUGUUUGUGUUCCCUCUCAUAUGCAGAAUUCAAUCUUUUGAAGGUCACGGUUCCUUGCAUUAUGUAUUCUGUCAAAUGAAAGUUCUCCGUAGACAUUGUGGGAUUUUUAUUUUCCUGUGAUGUGUUUUUCUGGAGCAGUGCUUGGAUGAUGCUUUCCACUGGCUGUUGCUGACUGCUGCUCCCAUCAUGCCUAACUGGAUACAAGGGAUUGAAGUCUAAGACACAGAAAGCUGCUUUGGCCCAACAAGAUCCUUACACCAGGCGUGCCCAAAAGGUAGAUGUUUUAAAACGACAGCUUCCAUGAGUCUUUGUCAUUCUAAAGGCAUGCAAAGCAUCAUGGGAGCUGUAGUUCUACAACAUCUGGGGAUCUACCUUUUGGGCACUCCUGCUAUAGACGACCUAUCUCAAGCCCUGAUGCCCGAGCUAUCCGCCGCUGUAAUAGGUGUCACAAGUCCAAACAAACGUCAUGUUCUCUAAACUGUGCCUGGCAAAUAUCUGCACCCUCCCACCCCCUCUUCACUUUCCCCAGUAUGCUACACAAGCAGCCGGUGAGGAUGUGACAGUUGUGUUGCUCCCACCCUCCCCAAAGCAUUUCAGAAGAAAGAUAGCUAUUAGGAGCUCAUUGAGUAUUGUGACAAGCAUCUCCCGGCUUUUCCAUCAACCAUCCAUUGCACAGAUCACACACCGACUCUGUGCUGAGUAUUUGUAAAAUACCUCUUUCUGCCAGUAUUUAAAGGGACACAAAAUGCAAGAUGUGAUCCUGAUGAUGCAUUUAAUUAAAUAAAAUAAAAACCAGGUGCUACAGCAGGCAGACUCUGUUCAGACCAGGAAGAGGCUUCUCCAAUCAAGAGCCUUUCAUUCUUGUCUGUCGAGUCUGAUUCUUUCUAUCAGUUUAUGGGAGAAGUUCCGUAGUUGAGCUCCCACCAGUUGUUUUACUUAUAACAUAGGAUAAGUGGAACUCUGAGUAACCUGGUAGCAGCGAUACUGUAGCCUCUUUAGUAAACAAUGUGUGAGCAGCAAUCUCCCAGCUGAACUGGCUUAUUUCCAGAGUUAAACGGAGGAUGUGAUAAAUCUCGGUAGGCAAAGAAGGAAGUAACCUUACUCCUUUUGACAUAAUUAUUAUAGGGGCCAUCCAACAGGUUUCUGUUGCACAUUGCUUCAGUUAUGUCGUCCCGAGCAUGGAGGCUGGAUGCAGGGUAGUCCCUCUACUAUCUGUCUAUUACUGGAAUUAUAAAGUACACAAACAGGAAUGUUUGGUAAUUCCUGCUUCAUUGCACUCGGAAACGAUCAUGCAAAGUUGUUAUGGUGAUUAGAGUGACCCUUUAAGACCAACUAAUGACUCGUUCAUGUUAUAAGUUCACAGUGGGUAAGGUUAGGAGUUGGUCUAACAUAUUUAUUUAUUUUUUUACUUUUUUUUACCAAGGAUCCACAUUCAGUUCCUGUCCUUAUGUGAGUUGCCCAUUCUUUAACUGUAAAGUUAGUACAGUGGCCUAUUCUUCAACUGUAAAGUUAGUACAGUGGCCUAUUCUUCAACUGUAAAGUUAGUACAGUGGCCUAUUCUUCAACUGUAAAGUUAGUACAGUGGCCUAUUAUUCUACUGUAAAGUUAGUACAGUGACCUAUUCUUCAGCUGUAUAAGUUGGUAUGACCCAUUUAGAAUUCAUGCUGCAGAGAUUAGGCAAAGCGCCUUUAUUAGACUGCCUUAUGCCAGAGAGGUCCCCCAUUGCCCUGGGGAAGGCAGUGCCACUGCUGUAAGCGGUUUACUGUGUGCAGUUGCCUAGGGAAUGAUGAACACAGCGCACUUUAUUCCAACCUCCCCUUAAUGGGAAAACCACUGCUCUAGAAGACAAUCGCCAAUUUUGAAACUGCAGUUGUUUGCACAAGUACAGUUUCCAUGAUCCUUUAUUGCCCCGAGCCCAGCUGAGCAUCAUGGGGAAUGUAGUUUGCAAACAUGCCAGAGUUCGGCUCUCUGCCGUGGUCGGCAGCUGGAGUUUGCAGUCGACUUACUCUCAGUGCUUUGAGAUAUGCAACAAAAUAGCAAUAAAUAUUAAUGUUUAAUCCCUGGGGUUAUGCCGCAUGCUCCUUUUUGAAUAAUUGGAGACUGGCUGAACGAAGGGAGUUAGUGGCACAUCCGGGUCUCCGACAUUCGCUGUGAGUAGUAUCUCGCUCACUAAUUGGUGUUGGCAGUUGACCAGAAAGAUCCGUGUUGAGAAAAGCUGUAACAGGCU
Pelobates fuscus (common spadefoot toad) is the source of this 5315-nucleotide messenger RNA. It is a transcript of the gene PRKCB, whose product is annotated as protein kinase C beta. The transcript is spliced from 17 exons. Lineage: Eukaryota; Metazoa; Chordata; Amphibia; Anura; Pelobatidae. Gene Ontology annotation, molecular function: ATP binding; zinc ion binding; diacylglycerol-dependent serine/threonine kinase activity. Bases 60 to 2048 code for a protein of 662 amino acids. Gene Ontology annotation, biological process: peptidyl-serine phosphorylation; intracellular signal transduction. The record is from RefSeq and is a predicted model, not a curated record.